Messenger RNA from Oppia nitens, 1840 nucleotides. RefSeq names its product sodium-dependent glucose transporter 1B-like. NCBI's taxonomy places the organism in Eukaryota, Metazoa, Arthropoda, Arachnida, Sarcoptiformes, Oppiidae. The record is from RefSeq and is a predicted model, not a curated record. Gene Ontology annotation, biological process: transmembrane transport. The coding region runs from base 110 to 1840 and encodes 576 amino acids. The transcript has 8 exons.
UUUUAUGUUUAAAUUUUAUGCAUAAAAAACUUAUUAUUCUUAACUUUCAAACCAUUUCAAGAAUACGCCAAAAGUUUCGUCAAUUUUGUCUUCAUUAUCACCGAAGAGAAUGAACGGCAGACCCACAGUAUUAAUGGCACAAAAAAAGACUAAUGAAUCCAAUAAUGGUUACACAACAGCACCGGCAGCGACACCGCAGCCACAUAUGUACGACAAGAAUGGAUCCAAACAUUUGGACAGAAACGAAGAAAGACAGCUAUCGGUGAUGUUAGCCAAACACAGGACCGACACAUUAAUUCAAAACAAUCUAAACAAUGAAAAGCAUAUUAAGGCUGAAUUAGAGACCAUUCGCGAAGAUCACGAAAGAACGACAUCCAUAACAUCCAUACUGUCGUACGGGUCGGUGACGGCCGAAGAGGAAGAAGUGAUGUCCAAGAAGUAUAAGUAUGUGACGGCUUCGGUCCUCUGGUUUUGCUAUUUUUCAUUGGCAUUGAAUGACUAUAUAUUUGGUCCAACACUGGCCGAAUUGGCCGACAUAUUGGGCACAACGUUUGAAAUGAUAUCCUAUUUUGUAAUCAUACGGCAAGUGUCCUACACUUUCGGCGCAUUAGGUGGAGUGGCCUUUAACUAUGUGAACCGUCAGUUGGCGUUAAUAAUAUUAUUGAUAAUAUCGGCGUUUACUUUGGUCGCCACUCCUUAUUCCGGUUCACUCAACGUUUUCUUUAUUAUCGGUGCUAUCAAUGGUUUCGCUGCCGGUGCCUGUGAUAUAGGUUUUCACGUAUGGAUUAUCGAAAUGUUUGAGGGCGGCGGCGGACCUCUACUCCAGGCGCUGCACUUUUCAUUUGGCAUCGGUAUUACAAUAGCGCCGUCCAUAACAGCGGCAUUCAUAUCCAGUGAAGGUGGCUGUGGUGAGGAUGAAACUGUAGAAGCAAACGAUGGGACCAGAGAUCUAACGACCACCACCACUACAACAGUUAAGCCAAAAAUCGAGUCUCUACUUUACAUACCGUACCUGAUUUCGGCCGGCAUUGUAGCCAUGGGUGGCAUUGCAUUGUUAGCACUGUUCAUAUAUAAGAAAUACCAACCGCCGCGACUACCGCACGCACCGCCAGCUUUUGCCGAAGAGAUGCCCACAGAGUUGUCUACUUUGGAAAAGUUUCAGAUCUGGAAGGAAAACAUCCCGUCAUCCUAUACGAUGACACUCAUAGUGUUGGGCUCUUUCCUAUUGUUGGCCUACUAUGGUCUUGAAGUAACUUAUUUUCAAUUUAUGGCACAAUUUAUUACAUCCACACCACUUCCUAUUUAUGGAACAAUGUCAGCACUAGUAGAAACAGCUACAGGUGCUGCCUAUGCAAUCGGUGGCGGCAUUAGUAUCUAUUUAUCAAUUAAGCUAAGACCGGACCAAAUGAUUUAUUUUAAUUUUUUAAUCAUAAACAUUGGUUGCAUUUUGUUGAUCAUAUUCUACACGACACAAGUGUCUGUCCUAUGGAUUGGUAAUAUAUUAGUCGGUUUGGGCUUUUCAUCUACAUAUGCCACAGCUUACACAUUCCUCGAGCAUCACAUAUCAGUUACCAAUGCUAUUGGCAGCCUAUUUGUAUUGGCCGGGGGUGCGGGCACUGCCAUAUUGCCGCUAUUCCUGCAAAAACUAUGCGAAAAUUCGUCAUCAAUCAUAAUCAUGUGUUUUGUUUGUACGGAAAUCAGUGCCAUUAUCUUCGGUGUCCUACACUUUAUGACGACUGUCCGCAGCAAAGAGAUUGAUGUCAUCAAGAAAAAGCUGAUCAACAAUCCGGCCAUACUAUUGGGUUAUCGGGAAAAGUCGUUAUCCAUACUAACCAUUUAG